UGAAGAAGGCAGAUGGUCUGCGCCGGCAGCCGACUCGCGCCGCGCACGACUCUCUCCGUUGUCCCCGUCGCCUGCGCUGCUGCACCAUGAGCGCCCCGAGGCAGGUGGUCAACUUCGGGCCCGGGCCUGCCAAGUUGCCGCGCUCGGUAUUGUUAGAGAUACAGAAAGAACUAUUAGACUACAAAGGAAUUGGGAUUAGUGUUCUUGAAAUGAGCCACAGGUCAUCAGAUUUUGCCAAGAUUAUUAACAACACAGAGAAUCUUGUGCGGGAAUUGUUAGCCGUUCCAGACAACUACAAGGUGAUUUUUGUGCAAGGAGGUGGGUCGGGCCAGUUCAGUGCUGUCCCCUUAAACCUGAUUGGCUGGAAAGCAGGAAGGUGUGCCGACUAUGUGGUGACAGGAUCUUGGUCAGCUAAGGCUGCAGAAGAAGCCAAGAAGUUUGGGACUGUGAAUAUCGUCCACCCCAAACUUGGGAGUUACACGAAAAUUCCAGAUCCAAGCACCUGGAACCUCAGCCCGGACGCUUCCUAUGUGUAUUAUUGCGCCAACGAGACCGUGCAUGGAGUGGAGUUUGACUUCAUCCCUGAUGUCAAGGGAGCCGUGCUGGUUUGCGACAUGUCCUCAAACUUCCUAUCCAAGCCGGUGGAUGUUUCCAAGUUUGGUGUGAUUUUUGCUGGUGCGCAGAAGAACGUGGGCUCUGCUGGGGUCACGGUAGUGAUCAUCCGCGAUGACCUGCUGGGGUUCGCACUCCAAGAGUGCCCCUCGAUCCUGGAAUACAAAGUACAGGCUGGAAACAGCUCCUUGUACAACACGCCUCCAUGCUUCAGCAUCUAUGUCAUGGGCUUGGUCCUGGAGUGGAUUAAGAACAAUGGCGGUGCAGCAACCAUGGAGAAGCUCAGCACCAUCAAAUCGCAGAUGAUUUAUGACGUUAUCGAUAAUUCUCAAGGAUUCUACGUAUGUCCAGUGGAGCCCAAGAAUAGAAGCAAGAUGAAUAUUCCAUUCCGCAUUGGCAAUGCCAAAGGAGACGAUGCUUUAGAAAAAAGGUUUCUUGAUAAAGCUCUUGAACUCAAUAUGAUCUCCUUGAAAGGGCAUAGGUCUGUGGGAGGCAUCCGGGCCUCUCUGUAUAAUGCCGUCACGAUUGAGGAUGUUCAGAAGCUGGCGGCCUUCAUGAAGAACUUUCUGGAGAUGCAUCAGUUAUGAACACAUCUUAACCAGUGUAUACUCUGCCCUUGAACAGUGUAUAACAUUUAAAGUAACUUGGGAAUGACGACAGAAAUUUAGUGAACACGGUAUUUUUCUCAAGGGAACGUGCUUAUUAUAGAUGUCAUGUUUUCAAAGAACAACAACAAAACAUCCACAGCUCUGCAGAGCUGGUGGGACUUAAAGGCCCCCACCUUAAUUCUGACUUGAACUGGAAGUUUUUUUUUUUUUUUUUAAAUCUUCCUUUAGCUUUUCUAGCGAAUUCUGGCUAACUUUGUCUUUGCUGCUACUUUUUCUGAGUAUUCAAACUUGCCUGUGGACUUAAUUAUGCAGAUCGAAGUUGCUUAUUUCUGGAGACACACAAACACAGCAUGGAGGCUGGGUAGGGACCUCUGGGUGCUGAAUCUUGAUCCUUUCCACAAUGACAGCAUUGGGGUCUCCUGGGUUCUGCACCUGUUAAUUAAGGUCCACACUGCCUGUGUGGUGAGUGUUUCGGGGUUCCAGGCUGAAGGGCAAGCUGGGGGAUCUUUCUUUAUCCUGUUCUUCUCAUACAGAGAUAAAAUUGACAUACGCUAUGUUCAUAUAGCAAAGUCUGUUUUUAAUAACAAAUAGUUUAUAUCUCUAUGCAAUCUGUUUCUAAUAAUAUGGUUCUUGGUGAUGCAUGUAGAGACUUAAGAGAAUUUGUUAGAAUCCUUGACCUCACAUACGACGAGUUAACAUUUUCAGUGGUGUCUCUCCCCUCCCCGUUCCCUCUUCAAAAAACUGCUUCACCAGAUUUCGAUGUUCCCUGAUUCCCUUUUAUGUUCCUUUUAGUGGGUAGAAGGUUGGUUGGUUGCCCUUUGUUCUUUAUUUUUCAGUUAGGCUGUUAAAUUAAAAUUCUCUGUUAAACUCCCUUCUUGUUGGUUCACUUGACAGUUCUCUUUAUAGUGUUUGACCAGUGGUGCUGUGAGUUCCGGAAGAUCUUUGCUGAAGAGUCUUUUCCCUCUUGUUUAUCCAUUGUCAGUAUUUUCUCUUGACUGUGUGGAGGACGUGGAAGUCCUAAAACAUCUAAACCUUUGUCAAUAAAUUUCUUCACCUGCUUUGUAGUAACGUAUGUAUGUAUGUACUGAGCCAACCAGGCGCCCCUACUUUACCUGCUUUUUAGACGGAUUGUUCUGUUAACAACUUUAUGAUGGAAACACUUGAGUCUGAAAGUAGCAUCUGAUAAGGGGCAUUUAGUUCCACCAAAGGUGUAAGUCUUGAGUCCUGUGCAUCCGUUUUUGUUUUUUUUUUUAAGUGAUUCCAUAUACUGUGGUGGCUUUCAUUGGCUUUUGGAAUGGACAUUAUCAAGAAACCACUUUACAGCAUAGCUCACGCUGUAAAGGUCUAUGAACUCUGUCCCACGUAGGCCGGAAACAUGCCAAUAGGACAGUUCUGAGCUAUCUCUGUGUUUGUUGGAUUGUGUAAUAAGGACCGUACAGAUCUCUUACCCUAGCUCACCAUCAGUUGAUUGGGUUAUUUGGGUUCCCCUGGUCAGGGCUAAGCUUCCCUCGUCUUAGUUCUCAUCUAUAAAGAGAAAGAUUGAAAUAACUCCCCCACUUGUCCCAGAGAUGUUGAAGAGCUUCAAACAAGGGCUCAAGGCAGGGUAUGAAUAAUAACUACAAUAAAUGUUUAUAUAGCAAAGCCCGCCGGUCCGUGGAAUCCUUCUCAGUGUUGACAUGGAAGAGUGCUCAGAGUUGGCCUCACCAUUUUCAUCCUUUCCUGAUGGGUGCAAGCCCCUGUGCAUUGUACCGACCCCAGGUCUCAAAUUUCCACUUACUUCCAUUCCUGUCGCGGGGCCCACUCUGAUGUCUGCCCUCUGCGGAUUAUUUCUGCAGCCUUGUCUCCCCCAGCCCCCACCCCUGCACAGCCAGCUGGACUACUACUUCUCCCUCAUGCUCCUCCAUGAUAUGUUAAAAAUCCAGGGUUCUCAGGCUGGUAUCGGCAGCUUUGCAGCAUGUGGCCUGGGCUUGUCUGUCUUAUGUUUAUGGUUCUUGGAAUGGGAUAUGUGUAUGCUUGUGCUGUGACACAUAUUCCUGGCCUGGGGCUCCUGCCUCGUUUGCGCCUCCUUCGGAACAGUGUUCUUACAGGGGUGACCCUUUUGCCCAUCACACGCCUGCAUUCCCUACCGAGGUGUCUGCUUCUCUGCCCUCCCCUUAGAGCAUCAUGGAAGGAGCCAUGUUUCUCCACUUCCAGCACCUGGCAUCCUUGCCCAUUGUGGGUACUCAACAAUUGUCUGUUUAAGGAAUGAAAAGUCUUACUCAGAUCAUAUUGGUCUUCCUGAGUUUCACGAACUGAAACUGGAAUAGAGGCAGAUGUACCAUCUUAACAUAUAUGGAUUUUUUUUUUUUUUAAUUUUUAAAAGCUUAGUAUAUAAUAUAAUUUCAUUUUCCACUACAAUGGUCAGAUACGACUCUGGUUGAGUAGGGAAAUUUAAAGUCUUGGAGGGCUCCCAGACUCAUCUUUAUCAGUCUGUGAAUGCUUUUGGAAAAUGGUCAGCGACUGCAUCCGUACAAGUACAAAGAGUAGUCACUUGUUAGGACACAGAUUGCUGGAAGAUGCUCAUCGAGUGAAAACCUUGGCCUUUGUGUGUCUCAGAUGAAUGAACUGAUGCCGAUCUGCUGACCAUGUGGAGAGAGGUGGAGGGGAAGGUAAGGGUGCAGGCUCCUGGGUCAGCAGGCUGCAGGAACCAGAACCAGCCAUCCUUCCCCUGAAGAUGAAAAGCAAAGUAGAUCAAACCAGUGUUUUUCAGGCCUUGGGGAGUCUGUCCUCAUGUUCUUCCGGAUACUCCCAAACUCUACUCCCUCCCCCACCCCCGCCCAAACUGAAUUUGAAGUUUUAUUUUUCUCCUUCAAAAUUCUUCCAGUGCAUAAUCAUUCUACUGCUGCUCCGGUGAGAAAAAACAGAAUUUGUUUCCAUGUUCUUUAUGUUUACCUUCGCACACUACUUGGUCUCCCAACACUGCAGUUCUGUUCUUUGCAUAAGAAACAGAAAUUAUAUUCUGUCUCCAAGUCUUCAUUCCCCUCGCUAGUCUAUGUUUAUCUAAAUAUCCAGUGCCGCUUCAUCACAAUUUAGCUGAUGCUGGAAGGUUUGACAAGCCCUUUGGGCAACUAGGUGAUGUAAGACAUAAUUAUUCCUUUUCCCCCCUUCGGAGCUGAAGGAGGCACUAAGACCCAUAAAGUGGGCAGAACCCACAGAUAGAUGAGAUGUUCAUUUCUGCCGAAGGAAUUAGCAGGUCCGGCCUGUAUCACUUCGUGAUUAAUGUUUGUUGUAACGUGUUCGUUGGAAGGAAAAUAAAAUGAGGAAGAAUUUUCUCACAUUUGAUCAGAAUGAACAUAAUUAAAAAGUGAAAUGCUACUGGGUUUGGGAAGAAAUCAAUCACUUUAAUUGGAAAGAAGAUUCCUUGCCUCUGUCGGUAAUUGGACUCUUGGUAAUUUAGAUUCGGAAUCCAUGACAGUUUGUGAUAAAUUGGCUCCUGUUGGGCUAAAGAGGGUAAGAAGUUCUAAUUACCCCUGGAUUAUUCCAGAGUGGAUGGAAAAGCUUGAUCAAAGAAGGAGGUGCUGGGGAAGAGAUAGAAAAGCCAGCAGUGAGCAAAGAUUUAUUGAAUUUCUUCUUAAGAAGGGUAAAGAAUAAAACGGUUCAUUUGAUGUGACAAAAACAAGAGCAUGGUAUUUGUGGUAUCUGACAUCCUGCAGAUGUAAAUUGGAUUUUCUAGGAAAAUAGGGAACGGGGCAUGUUAGAAAAAGUUUACGUACACAGAAGUUCUACGAUCGGGCUAUAGCAGUUAGCCUUGCUUACUUGUUAGUGCAUGAGAAUAUUGACAACCUUGGGCCUCACUGGGAGAGAAAGUAUGGAAUUUGUACUUUGAGUGUUUAAGCGCAUAAGUCAUCAGCACUAAGUUUAAGGAAGUCUGGUACGUUUUAUACAAAUGAAACAAUUUAAGCUAGUAGAAAUGUAGACAGACUCAUUAGUGAGUCUGCUGACCUGGUCACUGUUGGUACCCUAGUCUUGUUUCUGUGCAGAUCGCUUAAGAAUACCUGAGGAAUAGGCUGGAUUUUAGGUUGAUGCCCUGGGUGAUGAAUUUAUUUUGGAAUUGUGUGGUUUAUUUUAUAUGUCUAUCUAGUUGUCAAUGUAUAGAUGUUGAUAGAUCUGAUUUCAAACUUACAGAGAAGUUGCAAGAUUAUUUGCAACUUGACUUAGAUUCACCAAUUAUUUUAGCUUCAUGUCCCUGGUAUUCACUCUCUCUCCAUCUAUACUUUCCUUUUUUUUUUUUCCUGAACCAUUUAAGGAUAAGCUGGAGACAUUGUGCUCCUCUACCUCCAACUAGUGACGAUUCCUGAGAAUAAGGACAUUUUCCUAUGUAACCACAGCAAUGAUGAUCUAAAUCAGAAAUGUAACGUUGAUACUGUUGACUCUUCUACAGUCCAUAUUCAAAUUUUGCCAAUUAUUCUAGUCACACCCUUCAUAGCUAUUUUAGUCCAAGAACCAGUCCACAAGCAUGCAUGGUACUUAGUUCUCAUGUCUCCUUUUUUUUUUUUAACAGAACACGAGCAGGGGGAGUGUCCGAGGGAGAAGCUGACUCCCCGCUGAGCAAGGAGCCCAAUGCAGGACUCGAUCCUGGGACUCUGGGAUCGUGACCUGAGCUGAAGGCAGACACUUAAUUGACCACUCACACACCUAGUUCUCAUGUUUCCUUAAGUUAAAUAUGAAACAGUUCUUCAGCCUUUUUGUCUUUCACGUUAUUGACCGUGGCAGAGCAAGGCUGCUUGUAGUAGAAUAUGAUGGAGUCGGUUUGAGUUGGUCCUGUUUCCUGUUUUGGCAGGGGUACCACAGAAGUGAUGUCCUUCUCUUUGCCUCCUGAGAGGAGGCACCUGAUGUCCGUCUGCCUCACUGGUGUCUUGCUUCAGGUGGUGUCCAUGAGGAUCCUUCACGGUCAAGUUGUUAUUUGUCCCUUUGUAGUUGAUAAGUAGUUUAUGGAGAGAAAUUUCGAGGCUCUCACUAUUCAGUUCUUCAUGAUGGAGAAGGUAAAGUGAUUUAUGGCUUAUUUUCCACCAGUAUUUCUACAGCCGACUCCUCUCUCUCCCACAGGGAAAAGAAGCCCUGAAAUAUAAGCAAAGGUGUGUAAAGAAACAAAAGUACAUUGAGAAGUCAAAAGCCAACAGUUGGGGUUAUAGAUCCCAGGCGCCCUGAGAGUAACAAAUGUGUUCUGAGGAUGUGAGUAGUAUGGGCAAGUGUUCCUUUUGGUGAAACAGGAAAGGAGGGAAAGAAUCUCCUGAUCAGCAUUAUAGGGACCAGCUUGUGGAAUUUUCCCUCCGUCUAGUCAGGUUUCUUUAAUUCUCAGUUAUUUUUAGAAGAACAGCCCUUUGGCAACACAGACCCUUAAUCUAAUAGCCGGAUCAUGAACCACACAGCCUGAUGAUACUUUGAAAGAUGUCAUAUAACAACCUAAAGUUAAGGUUGCUUCUGAUGUUUCUGACCUAGCAGAAUAGCCCCCAAGAGAAAAAUAAAAUCUUGGCUUCCACCUAGCCAGGUGAAAAGCUGAAAGCAUCUUAAAUGCCUGAGAAAUAAAACUUGAAGUUGAAAUGUAAGGAACGUAAGAGGUUAUAGGGUAUUCUGGGGGGAAAAAUAAUGAUCUACCCAGCAGAGUUAAAGGUGGCUGCUGGCUCAAUACUCCUUCCUGCUCGCUUCCCCCACUUUAAAACCAUACUUUCUUUAGGGUGAAAGUGUAGGGGUUGAAGAGGAAAUCUUCGGAAGUUGUUAGGAAAUGACAGGUGAGCAGGUUAAUAACCUUAGGUAGCAACCAUUCUAUAAAAUAUACACUGGGGGGAAUAUUUCUGAAUUUUUGAAUCAUUUAAACCUUGGGUAAUCUUACACAUUUUCUAAAGAAAUAAGCUCAAAUUAAGGCUCCAACUGGCUAUCACCCAGUCAUUUCCCCCAUUAAGCCGUUUCCAAUCUCCCAGUAGCACAUUUUCAGCAGAUAUUUUUUGUUUUCUAAAGGUUUUAUUUAUUUACUUGGCAGAGACACAGUGAGAGGGAACACAAGCAGGGGGAGUGGAAG
This is a messenger RNA of Zalophus californianus (California sea lion), 7275 nucleotides long. Its product is annotated as phosphoserine aminotransferase. Gene Ontology annotation, cellular component: cytoplasm. The transcript has 9 exons. The coding region runs from base 87 to 1199 and encodes 370 amino acids. The record is from RefSeq and is a predicted model, not a curated record. NCBI's taxonomy places the organism in Eukaryota, Metazoa, Chordata, Mammalia, Carnivora, Otariidae. Gene Ontology annotation, molecular function: O-phospho-L-serine:2-oxoglutarate transaminase activity; pyridoxal phosphate binding. Gene Ontology annotation, biological process: L-serine biosynthetic process.